UCCUUCACAACAGCCAGGCUCUUCAGAUCAUUCAGGUGCAGCAAAGGAAACAGGUGUGGCUCAUCACUAAAUCACUGCUGGACUCAUAAAAGCAGUGUUCUGCGUGUUUCAAUGUGUAGCUGCUGUCUCUAGUUGAAGGAAGUGCAGAGUUCUGUCUGAAAAUGUCUGGCCGAGGGAAGAAAGCUGCACCUAAGCCAACAGCUAAAGUAUCCCGGUCUGUCAGAGCUGGGGUCACCUUCCCAGUGGGCCGACUCCAGAGGAUGCUGAAAAAAGGCAACUAUGCAGAGCGAGUUGGCACUGGAGCUGGAGUUUACCUCGCAGCUGUCCUGGAGUACCUCUGCGCUGAAAUCCUAGAACUGGCAGGAAAUGCCGCCCAUGCCAACAAGAAGCAGCGCAUCGCUCCUCGUCACAUCUUGUUGGCAGUGAAAAACGACGAGGAGCUCAACAAACUGAUGGCAGGGGUCACGAUAUCAGAGGGUGGUGUCCUCCCAAAUAUCCAGGCAAGCCUUCUCCCCAAGAAGACCAAAGGCCCCAGGGAUGAUGGUUCUGCAAAGGAUGUUGAGUCUCAAGAGUUUUAGUUGUGAACGUUACCUGUUUGUCAAAAUAUAUAAUAAAGAGGUUUCUAUUUUCUAAA
This is a messenger RNA of Amphiprion ocellaris (clown anemonefish), 634 nucleotides long. Its product is annotated as late histone H2A.2.2-like. Bases 162 to 578 code for a protein of 138 amino acids. Gene Ontology annotation, cellular component: nucleosome. Gene Ontology annotation, molecular function: DNA binding; structural constituent of chromatin; protein heterodimerization activity. NCBI's taxonomy places the organism in Eukaryota, Metazoa, Chordata, Actinopteri, Pomacentridae. The record is from RefSeq and is a predicted model, not a curated record. The transcript is spliced from 2 exons.